Molecule: messenger RNA, 1447 nt
Organism: Gadus chalcogrammus (walleye pollock)
Lineage: Eukaryota; Metazoa; Chordata; Actinopteri; Gadiformes; Gadidae
Product: CD209 antigen-like protein D
Exons: 11
Coding region: 586-1323 (245 amino acids)
Source: RefSeq, a predicted model, not a curated record
GGCAGUCUCACUAUUCCGUCUGCAUGUUUCACAAAUAGAGUUUGGAGCAGUGGAGGCUUAUAUGAGACUACAGCCAAUGAGCUCGAGUUGAAAAAGAAAAUAGCUUACAGCACGUGGUAUUCCCCGGUGAAGCAGUCAACGGAGGAUUCACUCAGUACCAGAUGGAACAUGCCUACACAUCAGUGCACCGUGUGCGACAAGACAUUCGGUGAAAAGUCCAACCUGGCGAGUCAUCUGAAGAUCCAUGCAGACGCCAGGGAGACCUUUACCUGUGAUGUCUGCGGGAAGAGCUUGGCCACUAAACCAUCGCUGGGUUAACAGCUAGUAGAGGAGGCCUACGUGGUGUGGCGUGGCCUGAAGCCAACACUCUGAAGCCAUUAUGGAGUCCGUGUGUCAACUGAAGACAUCUGAUAAGUGUGUCUUCACUCUGAUAAGAGUGUCACCACUGUCACUUCCUGACACUGAUGAUAUCAGAUUGCAGGCUGACGACUCCUCAGAAUUAAAACAUGCGACGUGUUUUUUCCAGCUGAUAUAGCAGAACCGACUCCUGAGAGCAGACGUAUCUGAAGCUGUCAGGGAGGAACCAUGGCUACCAUCUCUGAACCGGACCCUGGACUCUCUGAGGAACCUGAGGACACGUCUUUGGACCGGAGGGAGCGCAAGAGAAGAUUUGCUGGUAGAGCAAAGAAGAAGGCUAAGUCCAGACGCCGUGGAAGCCGUCAGAGAGUAACAAUGGUCACCAUCUCGGACCGGGAGGAGACCAAGAAGAGAAGAUUUGCUCUAUGGUUUCACAUCACUGUCAUUGUGAGCAUCGGACUGCUGAGUAUUCUCCUCAUCUCCCUGCGCUUCAACUCACCGUCACCCUGGAUAGAGGGGAGAGAGCACUUACUGGAUGAACUCGAUGAAUUGACGCUUCAGGGCUGGAUGCUUCACGACAAGAGUCUCUACCGUGUUUCUACUACUAAGAAGGGCUGGAGGGCCAGUAGAGAAGACUGUCAGAAGAGAAAGGCAGACCUGGUGGUCAUCAACAGCAGAGAAGAACUGAACCAGGUUUCCAGGUUGGUCAGCAGAUUGGUGGGUUCUUCCUGGAUUGGACUGAGUGAUCGAGAGAAAGAGGGGACCCACAAGUGGGUGGAUGGUACCCCCAUGACCUCAAGUUGGAGACACGUUAAACCACGCGAUGACGGCGGAGCAAGAGACUGCGUCGUAGCAGGGGAGGACGGCUGGUCUGAAGAACCGUGUAACAGACUGCACCACUGGAUCUGUGAGAAGGUCCUAGACCUGGAUCAUCUGGAGGCUGAGCGGAACAAAGAGGGUCCGUAGACUUUGUUUGUGUUCAUGAGUGGAGAACGGUUCCUCCUUUCUGUUCUCUGUGCCGUAGAUACAGUAAAUACACUCUUUAAGAGUUGAAAGGUUGUUGGAUGUGUUUAGGUCUACAAAGGUCAGG